Molecule: messenger RNA, 917 nt
Organism: Pelobates fuscus (common spadefoot toad)
Lineage: Eukaryota; Metazoa; Chordata; Amphibia; Anura; Pelobatidae
Product: deoxyuridine 5'-triphosphate nucleotidohydrolase-like
Exons: 1
Coding region: 82-834 (250 amino acids)
Biological process (GO): dUTP catabolic process; dUMP biosynthetic process
Molecular function (GO): dUTP diphosphatase activity; magnesium ion binding
Source: RefSeq, a predicted model, not a curated record
CAAGAUUUUUGUAAUGAAAACAAUGUUGAAUGGAUAUUUCACAUACCUUAUUAUCCUCAAGCAGCUGGUCUGAUUGAAAGGAUGAAUGGGUUGUUGAAAGAACAAUUGAGAAAACUUGGUGAAGGGACAAUGGUCAAAUGGAGAGAUAACUUGCCUACAGCUGUGAACAUCUUAAACAAUAGGCCACUCUCAGAUCAUGACACCCCCCUCACUAGAAUGAUCGCACCCAAUAUACAAGCUAAACCAUAUGUAGCAACUAACACCAUCACAUAUUGGGAAACAGAGGAGGGAGCCUUGGCACCAUACAGGGCUACCCCAGAGGCUGCAGGAAUAGACUUGCGAGCCAGAAAGGAAGAAAGACUUAAAACAGGGCAAGUUCAGAUGUUCCCCACAGGUAUAGGAAUACAGAUACCCCCGGGACACUUUGGACUAAUUGCACCCAGGUCUAGCUUCGCCCUUAAAGGGAUACAUGUAAUGGGAGGGGUUAUAGACGCUGAUUACCAGGGAGAAAUAAAGGUCCUUUUGUUAAAUCAGGGACCACAAGACUUGCUAGUGCAAGAAGGGGACAGAAUAGCCCAAUUGGUUAUCAUCCCCAUUUACCAGGGACAGGUACACAAAGGAACAGCCCCCACCUUACAAACAAUAAGAGGAGAUAAGGGAUUUGGCUCUACUAACCUAAAUCCAGGGGCCAAAGUCUGGGUGAGGACAGAGAAAGGUCCCCCAGAACCAGCAGACAUUAUUGCAACAGGCAAUGACAAUACCGUGAUACUUUCCAAGUCAGGUCAUGAUAAAUGGGAAUAUGUGCCUUCGGGCAAAUGUUAUUUGAGAGAGUAAAAUGAGUUGUAUCUUUACAGGCGAAGCUCAUUGGUCCGGCUGUUAUUGUGAUGACUGUGCUUACUCUACACCCUUUGGUCGAC